AUGAGCGACGAAAACAAAAGCAAAACUUUCUUGGGAUUUGAUUUUAGUACGCAAAGGCUAAAGGCUGUAGUGAUAGAUGAAAAUUAUGAAGUUUGCCAUGAAGCUGACGUGGAAUUUGAUGUGGACCUCCCCGAGUUCAGGACAUCAGGUGGAGUGGUGCGGGGCGAGAAAGGUGAGGUGACUGCGCCAACACUGUUGUGGGUCAAAGCUCUAGAUAUGGUAAUGGAUAGGCUAAUUGUGGCUGGAGUAGAUUUUUCUACAAUUGAGGCUCUGUCUGGCGCUGCACAGCAACAUGGCUCAGUUUGGUGGGCAAAAGGAUCGAAGGAGAGGUUAAAGAAUCUAUCAUCAGAAGAUUUCCUUCACACCCAGUUGGCUUCAACUUUCAUGGCGGACUCUCCAGUAUGGAUGGACUCCAGUACUAGUGCUGAUUGCAGAGCCAUUGAGGAGGCUGUUGGAGGACCAGAAGAACUAGCCAAAGUUACAGGUUCCCGAGCUUAUGAAAGAUUUACCGGAGCUCAGAUAAGAAAGAUGCACAGAACAAGACCACGGUCAUACUCAGCUACUGAGAGGAUAUCUCUGGUUUCUUCGUUUGCAUGUUCCCUAUUCCUUGGAGAAUAUGCACCAAUAGAUUUGGCUGAUGGCUCCGGAAUGAACUUGCUGGAUAUACAUAGUAUGCAGUGGUGUGAGGAAGCCUUAAAGGCCUGUGGUGAUGAAAAAUUAUCAAAGAAACUUGGUGUGCCAGUACCCAGUGCCACUGUGGUGGGAAAUAUAUCAUCAUACUUUGUGAAGAGAUAUGGUUUUAAACCCGAUUGCAAAGUGGUCGCGUUUACGGGAGAUAAUUGUUCAGCUCUCGCUGGCCUUCGUCUCCGCUCCGGCUGGGUGGGUCUAAGCUUGGGAACAAGCGACACGCUCCUCCUGGGGCUCCAAGAAGCGAGGGCCCCACCUGCUGGGCACAUACUUGUGGGCCCUACCUCUGAAGCCCCAUAUAUGGCUCUACUAUGUUUCGCGAAUGGAUCUUUGACAAGACAGAGCCAUAGAGAUAGAUUGGUCGGCGCUAGCUGGGAAGCUUUUAAUGAGCUACUUCAAGCAACGGUUAGAGGCAAUAUGGGUUACAUGGGUAUAUACUACGAUACAGCGGAGAUAGUACCGCGCGCGGUGUCAGGCCGCUGGUUGUAUGAUGCAUCUGGUCGGGCUCUGGACAAAUGUGCCCCGCAGUUUGAGGCCCGGGCCCUACUCGAGGGACAGGCGAUCGCGAGGCGAGUCCAUGCGGAAGACAUGGGGUUCAAGCUUGAUUCGUCGUCUCGAGUGAUAGCGACAGGUGGGGCUUCCGUCAAUAAAGAGCUGCUGCAGAUAUUCGCCGAUGUCUUCCACACGCCCGUAUACGUCCAGGACAAACACGCAAAUGCAGCACUGCUCGGCGCAGCUAUUCGUGCGGCUGAAGUGUGGAGUGUACACACCAAUACUAAACUUACAGGAUCUGAACCUAGUAUAUCUCCAGUGGCGACACCCUACCCAGACUCUGAAGCAAUAUACACGCCAAUGUUGGAGCGAUACCGACAAUACGUAGACACUAUUCCAAAAUUACAAUAA
Molecule: messenger RNA, 1590 nt
Organism: Leptosia nina
Lineage: Eukaryota; Metazoa; Arthropoda; Insecta; Lepidoptera; Pieridae
Source: the annotation of a GenBank genome assembly